Molecule: messenger RNA, 6242 nt
Organism: Antechinus flavipes (yellow-footed antechinus)
Lineage: Eukaryota; Metazoa; Chordata; Mammalia; Dasyuromorphia; Dasyuridae
Gene: HOMEZ
Product: homeobox and leucine zipper encoding
Exons: 3
Coding region: 1226-2872 (548 amino acids)
Biological process (GO): regulation of transcription by RNA polymerase II
Cellular component (GO): nucleus
Molecular function (GO): DNA-binding transcription factor activity, RNA polymerase II-specific; DNA binding
Source: RefSeq, a predicted model, not a curated record
GUUCCCAGAACCCCCUCUUGGAAGUCUUCCAGAGGAGAGGUGGGAAGAAGGCAAACAGCAGUUUCUUCUUGUGACCCAGAUGAACUGUUUUCCCAGCCCUUGCUCUCCAUUUUAUUGAAGGUGAUAAUGAACAGCGAAGUUGCCUGAACACAGUGAGUCCAUGAUUUUAUCAACAGCAGAUGAGAGGAAAUUAAAAUCGGCUGACACUACACUUGCAUCCUUACCAUGCUCUCAUAUCCAUUAAUGCUGUAUACCGUCAAUUCCAGUAUGACAAUAUACCCUCAACUGUUAUAUUUUCCAAUUUUGCUCCUAAUUCUGGAUCAUCUAUUUGAACAUAAUACACUGACCUUAACCUCUCUUCUAGAUAUAAAAACUUAUUUUUCUAACAAAUAAAAAAUUGAGUUAAAUUAGAAUCUCUGGAUUACCUACAUAAGCAGAUGUGUUCUGGAUUGGGAGAGGGGAUUUUGAAUAUGGGCAGACAAGCAUCCCCUUUGUCAGAGACUGGCUAGCACCUUCCAGCAAGAAAAAUGACUUAUCAAAAUCCCAUCAUAAUUUCACUCCUGAGUGGUAAAGCUGUGCAAAGUGAGGGUGGAAUGGAGUAGGAAAAGACAGCAGAGGGUUGGGGGGGGGGGGGGAGGUUAUAGUAGGAUACUUACCACAGUGGUUUUCCAGGAUCUUUCAGACAGCGGAAAAGCCAAUCAUGGACAAUUCUGGCUUCUUUAUAUACUUUCCCAGCUUCAAGAGCAGUCACAGGGACCAGCUUGGGAAGACAGUUUAAUUCUAUUUUAAAGCAAGCACGCACCCCUCCCCCAAUUUUGAACUAGUUAAGGGAAGAGUUCCCUAAGAGUCACAUUCUUCUGCUCCAUUAGUCAUAGGAAGAGCAAAGCCUAUCUCCUUACAACCUUGGGCAGCCAUGAACAGCAUGGUAAAGAUACAAAAGUCUCUGCUCUGUCCAGAAUGGGAUGACAAAAAAUGAAUUAGUAAUAGGAGAAAAUAAGCUUACCUUGAAAGGAUACCCCCAAGUCUUCUUGCCUCCCUUCCUCCCCCCCAAAAAAAAUCUUGGUGGUACAGUCUCAAUAAGUCUAGGUUUAGAGCCAGAAUGUUCCUACCCCUGGAAGGCCCUAGAGCAGGAAUAAUCAAGUGCCUCCUAGUUACAUCAUAAUGAAUGAGCUGUGAUGUCAUUACAACCCUCCCCCCCAUCAAGGUAUUGUAAGUAAAGUCUGAUAUGCUGAAAGAUAAACUCAACAUGAGGAACAGAGAUUCAAGAAGAGCCAUCUCAGAAGGGCACAAGUCAGAAAUCACCAUGCCCCCUAACAAAGAGGCUAACAGCUUUGCCAGCCCCCCUGCUGGGCUCAUCUGCCUUCCUCCUAUCUCAGAGGAGCUGCAGCUCGUAUGGACCCAGGCUGCCCAGACCAGUGAGCUAGAUGGCAACGAGCACUUGUUACGGACUUUCAGUUACUUUCCCUACCCCAGCCUAGCAGACAUUGCUCUGCUCUGCCUUCGCUAUGGACUGCAGAUGGAGAAAGUUAAGACCUGGUUUAUGGCCCAGCGCCUCCGCUGUGGCAUCAGCUGGUCAUCAGAAGAGAUUGAGGAGACUCGGGCCCGGGUUGUCUACAACCGGGACCAACUCCACUUCAAAUCCCUUCUUUCUCUUACUCAUCAUGCAGGGCGACCUCCUGAGGAUGUCUCACCCACCCCAGUGCCACCUUCAGACUCAGACGGCACCCACAUUAGCCCCCUGGCACUUAAUGAGUCUCCUCAGGUGAAACGAUUAAAGAUGGAGCCUGAAGAAUCCUCCUCGCUGUCCUUGAGCCACCACAAGGCCAAGGAACCCUUGGUUGCGCCUGGCAAUGGAGCCUUCCCCCAUCAACCUCCUGGUUUUUGGCAGGAAUUGCAAAGUGGUCUUUCCAAGGAGCUGGUAAGCAGAGGUUCUGACCACCAACCACAUGGCCUGGGAACUGCUGCCUGGGACCACUCUACCAGCUUCCAUCUGCCACACCCUCGGGACAGGCCUUCCCCUAUUACAUUACUUGCCAAUAGUUGCAAGCAAGAGCCAGCAUCCAUCCUGCCUCCUUCUUCCUCUACCUCUUCUUCCUCUUUCCGAGUAAUGGCCAAUGGAGCCACUGCCACCUCUAAACCCCUUCAGUCACUAGGAUGUGUUCCUCAGCCACCUUCCCCCAAUGAACAGGCACUACCUCCACAUUUGGAGCCAGCUUGGCCCCAGGGUCUAAGACAUAGCCCAGGCCCAGGUAGGGUUGCUCCAGCCGAGUACUACUUCCCAGAUAUGCAGCGCCAACGGAAGACCAAGCGCAAGACCAAAGAGCAGCUGGCCAUUCUGAAGUCCUUCUUUUUACAAUGCCAGUGGGCUCGGCGUGAAGAUUACUGUAAACUGGAACAAAUCACUGGCUUACCGAGGCCUGAGAUUAUUCAGUGGUUUGGGGACACUCGAUAUGCCCUAAAGCACGGACAGCUGAAGUGGUUCCGGGAUAAUGCAGUACCCGGUCCCCCCAGUUACCAGGAACCAGCUACCCCUACUCCACAACCCGUAGCCCGGCCUUUGCAGGAGUGGGCUGAGAUGCCACCUCCCCCCCUCCCUCCACCUCCCCCAGACACAAGUCCUCUGGAGCGGUACUGGACAGUUCACCAGCAAUUACGAGAAGAAGACCUCCCUCGACUGAGUCUAGAGUCAGGGCUGAGCACCCAGCAAGUGGUAGACUGGUUCUACUCUCGUUCACCUGAGCCUGCAGAAGUGGUAGUUUGUCUAGAUGAAGAGGAUGAAGAAGAGGAGGAAGAAGACCUUCCGGAAGAGGAUGGGGGUGAGGAAGAAGAGGAGGAGGAAGAAGAAGAGGAUGAAGUGAUCAUACAGGAUUGAGUGGGGAAUUUGGGAGGGGGGAUUUUAUUAGAAGAUGGACCAACUUAGUGACUGUUUAAACAAACAAAAAAACCCACAUUUUUCUUACCUUGUUGGCAAAGAACUGAAAGGCUCUGUGUUUGGUGGGGGAGAGGUGGGGACAUAGACACAAAGCAAAGGUCUUAGGGUGGGGGGUGGGGGCAGCAGAACAGAAAUAUGGUUCUUCUGUCCUUUUUUUUAAAUUCCUCUAUUGAAGAGUGGGGAACUUGACCCAACUACUUUGAGUUGCCAUGGGAACCCAGAUCUCCUCUCUCUGUCUCUGUCUCUCUCCUCUCUUUUUCUUUCCCUCUUCCCCAGCUUGUGUUACCCUAGCUUAGUGCAAUGACUGAAAUUAGGUCUCAAUUCUUGGAGACUAUAAUGACUCAUAUAAAAGAUAAUGGAGGAAAGUAAAAAGUUCUGAUUGAAGUUCAGCAGGAACUACAUGUGGGUCAGCACAUCUUGACAUUUUUACUACUUUUUCCUUAGUAUUAAGGUCAAUGCUGCCUUGAUCUCUUCCAUCUGAGUGCAUAUCCAAGGCACGAUGAUAGGGUACAACCUUGGCUUGUCUCUGAUAUUUUCUCAUUCUCUCCACUUUAACUCAAAUCUUAUAUUUGUACCUAACUAUCCAUACUAUCAGCAGCAGAAAUGCCCUACUUCUAAGAUUCUUUUUUUUUAAACUAACUUGAUAUAACCACUUUGUCUCAUAUCUCUCCUUCCUAGAUUAAGCCUUGUUUCCACAUCUGCACAUAUCAUGGCAAUUUUCCCAGUGAGCUCAAAGUACUGCAGCAAUGUAGUGGCUGAUCUAGAUGGAAUCUAUAGGUGGUAGAAAAUAGAGCAGAAAUUUAUCCCUGAGAGAAGCAAGUGGAUGCUGUUCAAUGGAAGAUGGUUCCAGGUUUGGUUUUACAAACCAGUCCUGUUAUAUUUAUAUCCCCACAAGUUAGAGAAGACUGGCUUUUCAUUUGUUUGGGAGAUUGAUUUUGUCACUAGAGGAAGAAUCUUUUUUUUCACCUUAAUUUAUGUUGAUUGUAUUACAAUUGAGGGACUAUGGCCUCUGCCUAAAUUAAUAUUUGGUUUAUAUGGAGUAAUUUUCAUCAGUUGGGGUAGGAUACAAAGAAAGCAUAUACGUCAUUGGAUUGUUUCCUUUUGAAGAGAAAGGAAAAGGAGGAGGACACCAAAUUGCUAGAAAUGUAAUAAAAAGGCAAAGAAAAAACUGUCUCUUUCUAUCCUCCACUUUGCCUUCCCUAUAGGCAAGAUUCCUGAUUUGAAGUUUUAAGGAGUAAGGUGAAAAAAUAUUUAACAUUUAUGAUUUAGUACAUUUUUAUUUAUUUUGGAGGGAGUGUGGGAGGCUGAUUGGGAUAAAGGGAAAAGAAAUUAGCUUCCUAAAGGAAGCAUAAACCAGCAUUCCUAGAAGAAAUUGAACAAACCCAAAGUAGUUCUCUCUGUCACCAAAUGGUUAUAUUUAAGAUUUUUUAAUCUUUCCAACAGGACACUGGAAAUGAAAGAGCACUGGCUUUUAAAAAAAUAUACCAGAUGUUGUAUAUAAGCUCUUUGCAACAAAAUGAGGCUUAUAAGAGGUAUUCAGGGAAUCCAUAAAAAAGAAUGGGAUCCUAGUUGUGUUAUAGUCACCAUAUCAAAUGGCUUGUUCUGAGGUUUGUUUAAAUGUUUUGUAUCCCAAAUCUGAAAAAUAUUCAGCCUUACAAUUGGAAAGGGUCUUUGGGACCAUAUAUCCUAACUUCUACCUGAAGCAUAAAUAUGACAUUCCAGACAAGAUGUCAUCCAACUUCUAUAUCAACACCUUGAUUGAUAGGGAGCAUACUACCUAAGGAGGCUACCUAUUCUGGGUGUGUCGGGGCAGAGGGUGUUUGACAACUCAGAGGUAGUUACAUUAAAAUGGAGUCUUGCCAUAUAACACUUUAAGCAUAACAGUAUAUAUUAUUUCAUCGCAGCCUCACAACUAUUUUUUGAAAUAAGUAAACUAUUAUACCCAAUAAAGAUGAAGAACUAGGUUCAGACAGAGGUUAGUGACUUGUUCAUUGACAAGAGUCUAGAGUGUUGGAGACAUUGAAUCUAGAAUUCUCCACACUCCUAAUAGGUAUGUAACCUUUCUAUCACAUGUUUCUUCCAUGGAAUUUCCUCCUUGCUUCCAAUGCUGACCUCUGGAGCCAAAGAAUAAACCUAUUGCGUCAUAUCCUCAAGACUAUGAACAUCUUAGUUUUCUAGUCCAUAUACCAAAUUACUGCGCAGCAAACUAGGUUUGGUUGUUUUAUGUAAUUAAGUAGUGCAUCUGAUAUCUCCCAUGUAUCCAUAAAGUUAAACUGAACUGAUUCUUUUUACCAUAAUAAUGCCUAGUUCAGUACAUUUAAUAGUUAUGUUUUAGACUAAAGAUCUAAGAUCCAGGAGUAUUCACCCCUCCAAAAAAAAAAACAAAAAAACUUGAAAAUCACUGAGGAAUACUGAUAGUGUACUAGGUUGGGGAGAUGUGGUUAUUGCUUGCAAUUCUGGUAUGCUAUUAAGUGGCCACCCUGAUACUAACAAUGUACUGCUUCCCAAUGGACUUUGCAGGGAUUCCCUGAACAACUAUAGAUAGGUAUGUUUGCAGUAAUAGUGUGGAUAAUGCAUAGUAGUUGCAGGCUCAAUUCUGCCCUGUAUUUUCUUCUGAGAUAGAUUGUUAUUCCUAAAAAACUACCCCUUCUCCGAGCAUGGUUUAUGAACUUUUCUAUAAUCUUAAGGCUGCAUUCAGUGUUUAAUGAUGAUGGAGUAGGGGCAGCUAGUUAAUGCAGUGGGUAGAGCACUGCCCUCAAGUCAGAAAGACCUGAGUUCAAAUCCAGUCUCAGACACCUGACACUAGUGUUAAACCGAAUCCCAAAAAGGGGGAAAUGAAAUAAUGAAGUGCCUUCCAGAUAGCCCACCCACUUAUCUUGAAUAACCUUUUCCUUCCCAUCAGAGCUUUAAAGCAAAUAGCUUCUGAAAUGGCUUACCAGUGGAAUAUGUUUCUUUAUAUACUCUACAAUCCCUGAGUUUUUAACCAUGCUUAGGGAGAUGAUGAACCUUGAGGAUUCUCUGCUUUAAAUUGCAUGGCUCAUACAGGGAAUAUUAAUGACAGAAAAAAAUCUUUUUUUUUGUCUGAGUCAAUAAAUUGGGAACAUAAGUGCCUCUAGUCUUCUAUUUUUAUAGAAAAAAAACAGGAGAAGUGAAAAUCAUUUAAUAGUAGGCAUAAAGAAGGUUACAGGUAUGUGGAUAAAACAUUGUAAGGACAGGACAAGAUAGAGAAAGGAAGAAUUGAAUCUAUUGCUGAGGGCUUGCUCCUGGCCAUGAGAAAUGAUACCCUGAAAUAAAUGAAACAAGAAUAAGA